CGGAGGAGGAAGCGGAGGGGAGCGGUUCUGACGCGAUGGAGGCGAUACCGGCACCCCCGGCCUCUCCCGCCGCACUGGUGCCGGCUACCUCCGCGGGGCCCGUCGCCGUGACGGGGAAGGAGGUGGUGUCGCCGGCCCCGAGGCACCCGAAGAAGAUCCUGGAUGAGGAGGCUUAUAUCGAGAGCUUAGAGAAAAUCAUCCAGCGAGACUUUUUUCCUGAUGUGGAGAAGUUGCGAGCACAGAAGGACUAUCUAGAGGCUGAGGAAAAUGGCGACUUGGAGAAAAUGAGACAAAUUGCUAUCAAGUUUGGCUCUUCCUUGAGCAAAUCGUUGAGGGACACACCUGCACCCUAUGUUACCCCAGCCACAUUUGAAACCCCAGAAGUGCAUCCAGGUGGCCUUCCAGCGGGAAAUAAAUCUAAAGUUGGCAUCAAGACUGCAGAAGAAGGAGAAGCAGAGAAAGAUGACAAAGAUGCUCUUCCCAGCCUGGACACCUUCUUGGCAAAGCACACGAGUGAAGAUAAUGCUUCCUUUGAGCAGAUCAUGGAAGUGGCCAAAGAGAAGGAGAAAGUCAAGCACGCCUGGCUGUAUAGCGCAGAGGAGGAGUACACCCGGCGACAAAAUGAAAACCUGGCACUUCCUUCAGCUGAGCAGCAAGCUCUGGAGAACGUGAAAGCUGGACUGGAUACCUGGGAGUACACAGCUCGAAACACCCUCAUGUAUUAUCCAACAGGUGUACCUGAUGAGAGUGAUGUCUUUAAGAAGCCCAGGGAAGUUGUGCAUCGAAACACCCGUUUUGUGAAGGACCCUUUUAGCCAAGCUGUGAGCAAAUCACAGCUCCAACAAGCUGCAGCCCUCAAUGCUCAGUACAAACAGGGCAAAGUGGGACCUGAUGGGAAAGAACUGAUACCCCAAGACUCUUCAAAAGUGAAUGGGUAUGGAUUUGUGGCUACCCCCUCUCCAGCCCCAGGUGUGAAUGAGUCGCCUUUUAUGACAUGGGGUGAAAUUGAAAGCACCCCUUUGCGUCUGGAAGGGUCAGAAAGACCAUAUGUGGAUAGAACACCUGGACCAGCUUUCAAGAUCCUGGAGCCUGGGCGCCGUGAGAGAUUAGGACUCAAGAUGGCCAAUGAAGUGGCAGCUAAAAACCGAGCAAAGAAGCAGGAGGCACUUCGAAAAGUGACAGAAAACUUGGCCAGCCUUACUCCAAAAGGACUAAGCCCAGCAAUGUCACCAGCUUUGCAAAGACUUGUAAACAGGACUGCAAGUAAAUACACCGAUAAAGCCCUGCGAGCCAGCUACACUCCUUCCCCAGCCCACACAGGAACUCCUGGUUACAAGACCCCAGCCAGUGGGCCUCAAACGCCCCAGAGCACCCCACAGUCUAGGACAGUAUCUCAGACACCAGUAUCUCAGGAUACUACAUCCAUCACGGACAAUUUACUGCAGCUUCCCAAAAGAAGAAAGGCAUCUGAUUUCUGCUGAACAUUCCAAUCACCACCAAGGUGAUAGGGAUCUGGCUGUGCUCAGUGAACUGCGGACUGGUUACUGGAAACUGGGAAAAUGGCGAUAAUUUCUUAAAGAUACAUUUCUGUUUUUAAGAGAGGCAUGCAUUUAAGUUCGUUUCUGUACAGCUACGUCUGUUUCUUAAGUGGGGUAAGCCUUUCUAAAAGGCUAAACUGGACGUGGCUCCAGCUUGUCAAACUUCAGUUUGUAGUUUGCAGAAGAGGGCACUCAACCAUGUGUAUACUGAGGUGUGACACAGAAUUUUAGAGAGGUUCUCUUUAACUUGAAUUUAAACUGAUGCAGUUCACAAAUUUGGCUAACUCUGUGAUGUUGUUAAAACUAGCGUUCCUUGAGAGGACCCCAUUUCCUCCUUCACUCUUUACACUUUUCAGAAUGGGUUUUGCCUUGCUGCUUUUGCUCAGGCUUUUCUUCUGCAGGUUUUGGGCUUCUUGGCCUAUUCUGCAGCUGGCACAGGGAAGGGAUCAGAUUUGUUUUAUAGCUGCUCUGUGUGUGACUCCAUAGAGUUGCUGAUCACGAUGCAGGGACGAGACUGUCCUGUGUCAGCCACCAAGAUGACAGUGCCAUUCUGAAGGACAGAAGUGGUACCUCUGAUAGCCACACUGGGGCUUUUGUUUGCUGUUGUCCUCCCAUUCAUUGAAAAUUUUGGCUUUAGUCUUAUAAUUGGCCAAAAAAAGGAAAAGCAAUUUUAGCCAUACAUAGCCUUCACUCAGUACUGUGGUUGCUGCAUAUGAGCUGACCUUUGUGUAUGGGAUGAGCCCCUGUGGUGUGAUCCAGCCUGGAGAAGCACUGUGUACCCUUCUGGAUUAAGCAGGUGUGGCCAGAUGUGUUCACUUCUUGCAGCACACCUGAGUACAAGACACUACAGUUGGCAAUAUUGGCAUUUGCUAUAGUCAGGUGAUGUUUUACUGAGGGAACAUCCAUGGAAAGUCCUGCCCAGCAGCUUGAAUAUCUGUGGCCUUCUCUAAGAUGUGGGGUGUUGGGUGCUGUGUUUGUCUUGGUGGAGAGCUUCCUUUUGUGUGGUUUCCUCUGCCACUUCCAAAACUCGUGUCCCUGACUGUGAAAAACCCUUCCAAGGGACUCAGUUUUUAUAGUGCACCUUGUAAAAAUAAAUUGAUCAACGUGGCAUAGCUAGGAAUCAUGACUCAAAAUUUAGUAAUUUUUACCUUUUUUUUACCUUGAAAGCUAUGUUUUUUCUUUAAGCAAAAAAAUUAUUCUCAGGUACUCAUGAAUUAAUGUAAAAGGACUGCAUUUACUAAGCUUUUCAUGCUUUAAGGACUGAACUGAGUAAAUAUGAAUGAAGUUCUUAUGUAAUUUAAAGUACUAAUUAUUUAUUUCAUAGUGAAAUGCUUGUCUCGAUUAAGCAUAGGAGACCUCUCCGUUAGGUACACGGGCAGAUGGUCAGACCCUGGCCUGCAGUUUGGGUCACUGGGGAGACCAGGAGCAAGGAGUGGAUGUGGGAUUCCUGCCCAUUUGUGGGUGCAGAAGCUCCUCUGAAUGUGGGAUGCAGAGAAAGGCUGAGCAGCAUUCGAGGGACUGCAGAUGGGGUGUACACAUGGAUCAGGAGUGGGAUGUGACACCUCUCUGCCACAGCAUUCGAAACUGACUGUGCUCAUACCAAGGUGUAGCUGGAAAAUAGGGGAAUGUGAUAUCUGAGGGCGGUUAGUUCCACAUUGUGCAAUUCAUGCUUAAAAGCUGACUGCAUUAAAUAUCCUGUGGAUGAUGUUGGUUUUGUGUUUGCCCUCAAGUGAAUUAACCUAGACAGCCACACUAAAAUCACAGUCUUGAUUCUGCCACACUGACGGGCCUUCACAUGUUUUUGGAAAUGGAACUUAUUUUCAGUUACAUGCUGUAAAACUGGAUCUGUUGAAAGGGCUAUAGUGCUCUUCAGAUUGGCUGUUCCUGUAAUGCCUGCUGUAAUGUCUGUUCUCUGCUUCCUGCUGCAGUUCAACCCCUGCUAUCUCUAAUUAGUGAAUCAGUAAAUUCUUCACUGCCAGAUAUUUUUGCUGCUGUAGCAGUGGCAGAUAAUGUGCCUUACAGGGCCAAAUCCAGUGUGAAAAAACA
Pseudopodoces humilis (Tibetan ground-tit) is the source of this 3584-nucleotide messenger RNA. It is a transcript of the gene ESS2, whose product is annotated as ess-2 spliceosome associated protein. Lineage: Eukaryota; Metazoa; Chordata; Aves; Passeriformes; Paridae. The record is from RefSeq and is a predicted model, not a curated record. Gene Ontology annotation, cellular component: catalytic step 2 spliceosome.